Molecule: messenger RNA, 798 nt
Organism: Rhipicephalus sanguineus (brown dog tick)
Lineage: Eukaryota; Metazoa; Arthropoda; Arachnida; Ixodida; Ixodidae
Exons: 3
Coding region: 391-798 (135 amino acids)
Source: RefSeq, a predicted model, not a curated record
GCGUCUGCAGCAGCACACUCUUGACAAAAGAUAAGAGCGUCCACAACAACGCUUUAGCUGAACGCGCCGUGAUGAAUGACCACAAGAUUGAUUGAGACAACGCAAGGAGCGUCACAACAGAAAAUAUGACAGCAUCUCGGCUACAUAUGGAAUCGCUUAUCAUACAGACCACUUGUAAAAGAGUUAAUCUCAACAACAAAAAUCUGAAUGUGAUCAAUGCGAGGUCUUUGCAGCGAUUUCUCAAACCUAUUUAAAUGAACCGCUUCUGCUGAUGCAUUCAUUGUCAACAAGGCUUCCUUGCUGGACGCUGAGACGUGAUAAACAUUUGUUUGGUCUGGUCGGCAUCUCUUUUUUUUCGAAUGCACGGUGCCGGCCACACGGGAUUCCUUCAUGCUGUCGACUUCCAUGUCAACACAUAGCGCAUGUGCUACACAAAUCAAGAAAAAAGAGUGCACAAACUGCAACGGAAGGUUGACCAGCCUAACGGUUGGAUGCUCUCAAGGGCCGCCUCAAAAAAGGACUUUCAUUUGGUUCAGUGGUCCACCAUCGCAAUAUGGUGGACAGAUGCCCGCGUGCAUAGGAGCUUCCUGGGAACGAACCAUUUUGCAGCAGAAGGUGGCCAGAAGCCUGCACAGCAGCCAUUGUCCCCACACAAAGUGGAAGCAUAGAGAGUCUCUUCCAGGCACUACAGUGCUGCCCAAAGCCCUUCGGAAGAGGAAGCGAAACAGGUCGCCCAGAACACCAGGCUUUUGGCUGUCCCAGAAGACAUCCAAGUUGAGGCGAGGGCAGAAAAAAUAA